Aspergillus puulaauensis is the source of this 888-nucleotide messenger RNA. RefSeq names its product alpha/beta fold hydrolase. The transcript has 3 exons. NCBI's taxonomy places the organism in Eukaryota, Fungi, Ascomycota, Eurotiomycetes, Eurotiales, Aspergillaceae. Gene Ontology annotation, molecular function: catalytic activity. Bases 1 to 888 code for a protein of 295 amino acids. The record is from RefSeq and is a predicted model, not a curated record.
AUGCCUAACACUGAGACCAUCCGCGUUCCUCACCUCGGAGGCAUUGAUGUUGCGUAUCAGAUGCCGCGGUCGUACGACAGUACUAAACCGACAGUAGUGCUUGUUAAUUCAUUCACCACCUGUUCCGAGCUGUUCCGGCCGCAGUAUAAUGACAAGAGGUUAACAGAUAGCAUGAACCUGUUGUCAAUCGAGCCCCUUGGGCAUGGCCAGACGCGGACAUCACGCGAAAGCUGGACUUACUGGGACAGUGCUGAGAUGAACCUCCAAGUCCUAGACGCGCUUGAGAUUGAUAAGGCAUUUAUACUAGGGACGAGUCAGGGCGGGUGGAUUGCUGCGAUGAUGGCCCUGCUGCGGCCAGAUAAGAUCCUGGGCAUAAUCCUGCUUGGAACCUCACUGGAUUCCGAGUCUGAUAGAUCUCGCCAGCUAGGAUGCUGGGAUGGUCCGGGUGUCCUUGGCCCCUUUUUGAAGCAGUGGGAAUCUGAGCAGCAAACUGCAGACUUCCGACUCCCCGAUGCCUUCUGCGAUAUGCUUAUCAAAGCCAGUUUCGAUAACCACAUGGCUGCAGAGCAUGAUUUCUGGAGUGCCGUGAUUAAGAUGAAUUACCAGGGCAACGAGGGCCGUCGCCGGAUUCGCAUGGUUACAGCUAAUCUAACACAACGGGACAGCCUGCAUUCAAGACUAUCAGAUGUCCGGUGCCCAGUACUGUGGUUACAGGGAAGCGCAGACGGAAUUUAUACUAUUGCGAAUGCAGCCGAGGAGAUUGCACUAUUCACUCGGUCGCCAGAUGCUCGCCUGGUGGCCGUGGACGGCGGUACUCACUUCCUCAACAGUACUCAUCCUAGAACUGUAGACAACGAUCUGUUGGACUUUGUAAAUAAGUUUAAGUAA